Messenger RNA from Desarmillaria tabescens, 912 nucleotides. RefSeq lists its product as uncharacterized. Lineage: Eukaryota; Fungi; Basidiomycota; Agaricomycetes; Agaricales; Physalacriaceae. The transcript is spliced from 4 exons. The record is from RefSeq and is a predicted model, not a curated record. The coding region runs from base 1 to 912 and encodes 303 amino acids.
AUGUCCUCAAUAGGCCCCGAAAUUCCUCCCCACCUUCUGGACCGGAGCGAGCACACUGAUGAACAUGACGCAGAAGAUAUUGGCCCUUCGGUCGUGGGUCCUCAAAUACCUCCGGAACUAGUGAAGCAACAGCAACAAGAUGAUGAGGAUGACGAAGAUGAUUAUGCACCCGCCCUGCCACCAGAGCUCCUCGCUGCGCGUCAAUCAGGCCCACCAAAACGAGUUCAAGGCCCAGCUUUACCAACCUACGACGACGACUCGGAUGAUGAUGUAGGACCGAAACCGCUAUCAACAGGACAAACCAGUGCCUACGAAACGGACGGCGUCAAGCAAUUUAUGGAACAAGAAGAAAAGCGUAGGAAGAAAAUAGAGGAAGCAUCUCGGCCUAAAGCACCCAAAAGAGACGAAUGGAUGCUAGUGCCUCCUUCAUCCUCUGAUUUACUCGGGACCUUGGACCCCACAAAACUCAACAAACCUCGGCAGUUCGCUCGGUCCGCUGCGCCUGCAAAAGAGACGGAAAAUAACCUGUGGACAGAGACACCUGCUGAGAGGCAGCAACGACUCGCUGAUGAAGUGUCUGGGAAGCGACGGCGGGCUGUGAAUGCUGACAACAGUAUGAGUGCUGAACAGGCAUUAGAGGCAAGGAAGAGGCAGAAGAUGGAUGAGAGCAUCCGGAAGGGCGUGGAGGAGCAUACUCGCAAAGUUCGCGGCUCGGCAUUGGUCGAUGCUCAUGCAAAGUCAGCUGGCAAGAAUGAUGACGAAGAGGAUUCAUCCAAGGCUAUUUGGGACCACACUCGUGACAUGUCCAUUGGUGGCCGUUUGAUGGAUGACAGUACACGACAGAAAAUGUUGCGAGAUGCAAAGAGUCUCGGUGACCGGUUCGGCGCUGGGAAGAGUGGUAGUUUCUUGUGA